This is a messenger RNA of Camelus dromedarius (Arabian camel), 6501 nucleotides long. RefSeq names its product synaptotagmin 2 (gene SYT2). Gene Ontology annotation, biological process: calcium ion-regulated exocytosis of neurotransmitter; synaptic vesicle endocytosis; regulation of dopamine secretion. Gene Ontology annotation, cellular component: plasma membrane; synaptic vesicle membrane; axon. The record is from RefSeq and is a predicted model, not a curated record. The transcript has 9 exons. NCBI's taxonomy places the organism in Eukaryota, Metazoa, Chordata, Mammalia, Artiodactyla, Camelidae. Gene Ontology annotation, molecular function: calcium ion binding; phosphatidylserine binding; calcium-dependent phospholipid binding. The coding region runs from base 169 to 1419 and encodes 416 amino acids.
GCUCAGCAAGUCUUGCGGCAAAGACACUCGCGCCGAGUUGCGGUCGGGACGCAGAGGACUCCGGGCUGGGAGCACGGUCCGCCCCUCGGCCGUCGCCUGCAGCCCGCCGCCCCUCACUUCGGGGGCCUGGGUCUCUCCUGGCUGGCUGCCCCGCGUCCCUCUGCAGCCAUGAGGAGCAUCUUCAAGAGGAACCAGGAGCCUGCGGUGGCUCCCGCCACCACCGCCACGCCUGUCGGGCCCGCAGACAACAGCACGGAGAGUGGGGGUACUGGGAAGACCAAGGACAUGUUUGCCAAGAUGGGGGAGCAGUUCUUCAAUGACAUGAAGCUGAUCCCCUUGCCGCCCUGGGCUCUCAUCGCCGUCGUGGUGGUCGUCGGCCUCCUGCUCCUCACCUGCUGCUUCUGCAUCUGCAAGAAGUGCUGCUGCAAGAAGAGGAAGAACAAGAAGGAGAAGGGCAAGGGCGCCAAGAGCGCUAUGAGCAUGAGGGACAUGCGAGGGGGCCAGGACGAUGACGACGCCGAGACGGGCCUGACGGAGGGGGAGGGCGAGGGGGAGGAGGAGAAGGAGCCGGAGAACCUGGGGAAGCUGCAGUUCUCCCUGGACUAUGACUUCCAGGCCAACCAGCUCACAGUCGGCGUCCUGCAGGCCGCGGAACUGCCUGCCCUGGACAUGGGGGGCACCUCAGACCCUUACGUCAAAGUCUUCCUCCUUCCAGACAAGAAGAAGAAAUAUGAGACCAAAGUCCAUCGGAAGACACUGAACCCUGCCUUCAACGAGACCUUCACCUUCAAGGUGCCGUACCAGGAGCUGGGGGGCAAGACCCUGGUGAUGGCCAUCUACGACUUUGACCGCUUCUCCAAACACGACAUCAUCGGGGAGGUGAAGGUGCCCAUGAACACCGUGGACCUCGGGCAGCCCAUCGAGGAGUGGCGGGACCUGCAGGGCGGCGAGAAGGAAGAGCCAGAGAAGCUGGGUGACAUCUGCACCUCCCUGCGCUACGUGCCCACGGCUGGGAAGCUCACUGUCUGCAUCCUGGAGGCCAAGAACCUGAAGAAGAUGGACGUGGGCGGCCUCUCAGACCCCUACGUGAAGAUCCACCUCAUGCAGAAUGGCAAGAGGCUCAAGAAGAAGAAGACGACGGUGAAGAAGAAGACCCUGAACCCCUACUUCAACGAGUCCUUCAGCUUCGAGAUCCCCUUCGAGCAGAUCCAGAAAGUCCAGGUCGUGGUCACCGUGCUGGACUAUGACAAGCUGGGCAAGAACGAGGCCAUCGGCAAGAUCUUUGUGGGCAGCAGCGCCACGGGCACGGAGCUGCGGCACUGGUCCGACAUGCUGGCCAACCCCCGCCGGCCCAUCGCGCAGUGGCACUCGCUCAAGCCCGAGGAGGAGGUGGACGCGCUUCUGGGCAAGAACAAGUAGGGCGGCGGCCGGCGCGAGGGGGGCGCUGCGCGGCUCGGCCCGGCUGUGCGGCCCAGAGGCUCCUCCUCCACUGUCCAGUUGUGCCCCUGCCCCUGUCCUCCCUCCUCUGAAAGACCACCCUCCCUCCGGUGGCUGUGAGGAGCGGCCCCGCAGAGGCGGAGGAGAACCUGGCUCUCGUCGCCCCCCGGGCCUGUCCUUGCUGCAUGCCCGCACGCCCUCACCCCACAGCUCCACCCGGGCCUCGGCCUGCGAGGCUCCUCCUGUUUCCCGAGCGCCUGGACCAGCAAGAUGGCAGCACCUGCCGUUUCCUGGCAGAAGGCAGCGCCGUGGCCGACAACUCGUGUGGGCGGCUCUCCUGGAGGGGCCUGGGCUGGUGAGGCGUGCGGGACCGCAACCAAGAGUGUCCACUGUGCAAGAGGGCGGCCCUCCUGCGAGAGGCCCCGCAGCCCCCAGGCAGCUGCGUGGGAGGCCAGGUUUUCCAGAGCUCGGCCGAACCCUGAUGCCAGCCGGGCCUCCCCUCCCCCACUGCCAGGGGCUUUCUGGACAAGAGGACUGAUCCCUUGGCUGGACUGGCCUGUCAGUCCCGGGACGACAGUUCACGUCAAACCAUGAAGAAGCAGAAGCCCCAUUUCCCCGAAAGAGCGAAUGAAGCCGUGGGAGACGGAGGCUGGCACUCACCCCCCACUCACGCCUGCGCUUUUCCCUUUUCCUCUGAGUGGAGCAGUGCUGUCUGAAGGCCCACUACUGUUCAGAGCCAGAGCACCUUGAAGGGAAGGUUUCAAUUCCUUAGUUCCCCCGAGGUCCAGGUAAGAAGGGGAGGACAGGGGCGGAUGGAACACAGAGCCCCCCUUCCCCCCUCGCACCUACGGGAGGGGGCUGCGGGGGGGCUGCCAUUCCUUAGGGGGUUUCUCUGUGAGUCCCAAGGAGCCGGCGUCCUUUCCAGAUGGUGGUGGAGGACGCCGCACAGUCACUUGUGUGCCCUCCUCUUUGGUCCCCAGCGUUGAUAAAAGCCAUAUAUAUGUUAGUCAAGUUUGCACUGAGUCUCCUUCCAAACUUCCGCCUGGGUGAGAGCGUCGGCCCCCACUUGGCCACCCUGGCCUCCCUUCGGCCCCAGGCCCUCGCCGUCCCUGCACCACAGAACACCCGUGGCUUUCCCAGAGCUCGGAGGGUUUCCCCUUUCCCGGAGAAAACGGCAGCACGGCCUGUCCUGCCCCGUCCUGGCCACCUCGGGGUCCCGUGGCUCCUGAGACGGGGCCAGCAGGAGGAAGGUGCCGUGUCUUGGAAGGAAGGGAGAAGGGCCUGUGUCUCCGCUUGGCCACGUUCCGUGGUUGGAGUUGCUGGUGAGGAAACCCCUCCACCAGGAACAGACUGGGAAGCAGGGCCCCGCCUGGCCCGUCUCAGUACCCCAGCUCCUUCCUGCCCGCGGCCCUCGGCUUUCACUGGACUGUGUGUGUUUACUAGGACGCGGACAAUGCCUGUGAGCUCUGGUCCUUGGGGCCAGAGUCGGACAAAAGGGAGCCCUUAGGACCUGCGUGACCACAGAGCAGAGUGUCCCGGCCUGGACACCAGGGGUCACUGGACUCUCCUUCCCUCCCCAGAGCUGUGGGACUUGGUGCUUUCUCAGGGUCUCCCCCGCCGUAUCCCACAGACCGUGUCUGCGGCAGCCCCCAUCACUCUCACCUGACCCUCUCCACGCACCUUCUACUGCCCCGGGGUCUUUUCUGCCAGGCACCUCCUCCGCCCUCCCCGCCCGAGAAUUGCCUCCCUCCUGACGGGAAGGAGUGAACAGGAGCUCCUUACGGGUGGGGGGCCGUGUCUGGAGACGGACAGGGCUGUGGCUUGCCCUGGGCCCCUCUGGUGAGCAGCCUGAGGGGUGGGGACAGGUUGCUGAGAGGCUGAGUGGGCAUCGGGGUGUCCUUCCUGGGGUCUGGCUGGUCCUGGGUGAGCACUUGGCCUGGACGAGCUGUCCCAGCACAAGGGUUUGUGAGUUUUCUGCAUUUGAGGGUGGUCACUCAAGCCCCAGGGCAUCUUCCUUGCCAUCAGGCGUGCUGCUGGGGGCCACAUGCUGGGGCGCAGGCCCCGAGUGGGACGGAAAGACUAAGCUUCUGGUGGGGGGGUUCUGGAGCCCCCCCACCCCGGCUGCCAGUUUUCAGUCCUAAGUCUUUUCCAGAGAAAGGAGAACAGCGGAGGUGAUUUUUCACAAAGGGACUGAGACCCAUCCCACCCAGAAUCUGGAGGUGAGGCCAGAAAGCUCUGUUUUCUGCUUUCUCCUUGAAUAAUCGUUCCAGAAUGGGAGCUAAUUGCCAGGGCCAUGGGCAGGUUUUCGGAUGCUGGCCGCAGAGCUGAGGUCUGGGGGAAGAAGCCUUGGGCAGCCCCAGAUGUGUGGCCAGGUGCUGGGUGUGGUCGAGGAAUGCCCCCGAGGUCCCUCAGCUGGUGGAGGGGACAGCAGGGCUGAAACAGCCUCCUCAGUCCUGAUCUUUCUUCUUCCCAGGAAACCAUAUGCAACUUGUGCUUCUGCAGAAUCAGUCUGGGACAAUUUUGCUGGUCCAGGGCUUCAGCGGGAGAGGGGGGGACCCCAUAGGUAGACCCAGCACCCUAUAAACCUGCUCUGCAGUGGGGGUGCUGGGUGAGCAGACAGCUGGUCGGGGAGGCAGAGGGUCCCUGUCUUUUCAGUGUCUGGGGUUAAUCCUCAGUCUCCUCAAAUUAACCUCACAGGGGGUCCCUGGCGCCCCACCCCCCAAAAAGGCAGGAAGAGGCAGAGCCAGGAACUGCCCUCCUCCCCCACAGCGGACCCUCCUCCCACCCGCUUCCUGCCUCAGGCUGGUGGAGGCCCUGGGUGCUGGCAGAUGGACGAGUCCCCAGGCUGGGUCGUGGUGGCACACAGCCCCAUGACACGGCUGCCAGCUGUGGCAAUGACAAUACAGGGCACCAAGUUAAGUUUGGGUUUCGGGUAAACAAAGAAUGCUGAAGUGUCAGUCAGUCCCAGACGACACGCGGGACACGCUGCCCCUCCCGAAACUCAGACCUGGCUGGGCCCCCGCUGCCUGGCAGCCCUGGCCCCCAGCCCCGGGGCAGGGACUGGGCGCCAGAUCUUACGUCACCCAUUUCUCGAGCUGCAAUAUUGGGAAGGGGACACUGUGACUUGAAGACACAAGAGUGUAUUUUUUAAGCGACGACAAAACAAGAACCUUCUGAAGCCGUCUGAGCCUCGUCUGCCCCACGUGUUCAGUUACAUACGAAGAACACGUGUACACGUGCACCCUGAUCCUGGCAGUCAAGAUGCAUGUCUCCGAGUCUGCGCAGCCGCAUGGCCGUGCUGAGAGCUCUGCCCCCCCCCACCCCCGGGCACAGCCGAGGCAGCUCCUUCAAGUUCACACCAUGUGACGUCCACCCCGCCCCCCGCUUCAUCCAACAGACCUGGUCAGAGGCUCGGGGGCCACGGGCUCCCCGCCGGCCGGCCCCCCAGCCGCAGAGCUGUCCGUCCGCAGAGCUGGCCCUUGCAGCCCCACAGCCAGCCUGGUGUCCGGGUUCCCGUCGCUCCUGUCUGUGUGUGUGGCGGCCCCUUCUGCCCACUGUUCGAAUUAACUGAAAAGCCAUAAAGGGGCCUCCUGCUGGAGACUUCCUCCGGGAGCCCCCGUGUCCCUCUGACUGGCUCCCCACAGGUCACUUGCGAAGGGCUCGCCGUCGUCACCCCUGCCUUCAGCCCCGUGUUGUGUCACGAGGACGGAUGGUGCCCAGGGCUUCUGGUGGGGCUCCAUGGACGUCCCGGCAGCCCCGCGCCCUCACCUGGAUUUGAUGGUCCAAAUCCAUCUCCACUGGGUGGACAGGCAGUGGCAGGGGCUCCACAGUUGGGCCCCAUGGAGGCGACCAGGAUUCUCAGAAGCUGUCAGCGGCUUGGUCUGUGGUCAGGCCCCCAGGACCACCUGGGUUGACAGACUCAGCCGUGCUUACUUAACCCAGUGGGGUUGGGGGCCAUGGACGGCAGUGGGUAGGACCUCGGGGGGAACACAGUGGGCUAAGCUCCCCUACGAGCUCCCUCCUGCCGUCGGGCAGGGAGACCCCUGGAGGGGGCCUCCUCUGAGGGUGGUAGGCCGAUCUGGCUUCAAGGGACACUCAGGAGAGACUCCUGCAGACCCUCCGCUAGCUCCCCAGGCCAGCACCAGCCAGCUGACCCCUGAGGAAGGAAGGGAGGUGGGGGGACUGAGGGCUGAACCGAGGGACGUGUGCACCCGGCCUGCAGCCCCGGGCCGGGCACCUGAUGGGACGAGGGAGGGGAGGGGGAGUGCUGGGAGGUGGGCGCCAUGCUUUACACACCAGGACCCUCGUGCUGGGGUGUGGAGGGCGAUGCCUUCUCAGCCCUGGGACCCUCCCCUCCCCACACCUCCAGGGGAGACAGACAUGGAGGAGGCAGCUGAGGGCCUGCCUGGCCAGCGAGGUGGCUGUGCUGGGCGAGAGCCCUCCUCAGCUGCUGGGACCCCAGGACCCUUGUCUAAGGAGCUCAGCGUCCUGCCCUGACUCCUCCAAGGUUUUGAUUUGCUGCUUCCGAAAUCCUGGGAUCUGAAAACCUCCAGACCGCGGCGGGCAGGCCCCAGGCCACCUGGGACCGCACGGCCCCACCAGGACCCUGCUUUUGUUGUCACUGGAAAGACGUGUGUGUAGCCCACCCUCUGGCCCCCGCUUGGCAAUGCCCCCACCCCCUCUUACGUGGACCCUUGUUCUUGUCUGAUCUCUUGUCAAAUUGUCAUUUUGUAACGAGCUGCAUCUCCUUAUUAAAGAAAUGAGCUGAAAGGAAUGUGGGGUGGGGGUGCCUCUGGUUGUUCCUGCUGGGCUCAGGGAGAUGGACCAGCUCUCCCCAGGUGGGUGGGAGGCACACGGGACCCUCACAGCCACUUUCUGGAGGAAGGUCUUCGGGGAGGCUGGGGAUUUCCUUCCAGCAGAGCUGGGCUUGGGGCCAGCCACCGUCUAAGUCCGAAGAACUCAGGUGGCUGGCCCUGGGGAACGGGCGUUUGAACAGUGAGAAUUCCUGCAAAGUCCUCCAUCGCAAAGACCUCUGAGGCAAAGGUGUUGGGGCCAAGGAUAGGU